Molecule: messenger RNA, 2196 nt
Organism: Sinocyclocheilus grahami
Lineage: Eukaryota; Metazoa; Chordata; Actinopteri; Cypriniformes; Cyprinidae
Exons: 2
Coding region: 156-1037 (293 amino acids)
Source: RefSeq, a predicted model, not a curated record
GGAAUCCCCACUGUGAGUGGUUUAACCGCACUCUACAUGACCUGUUGCGCUCGCUACCCUCCGACAAGAAGAAGAGAUGGCCUGAACACUUGCCGGAAUUAGUGUAUGCUUAUAACGUGACGCCCCACUCCUCCACGGGAUACUCCCUGUAUUAUAUGUUGUUUGGUACACAACCGCACCUUCCAGUUGAUGCUUUGUUGGGACGGGAGUCUGAGGAAGGUAUGGAAACCAACUGGUUGUCUGUUCACCGGGAGCGACUCCAGGAUGCUCAUGCUAGAGCGAGAGAGUAUGCAGAAAGAAAAGCAGCGGAACGGACUGAACGGCAUAAGAGAGAGGUAUAUUGCCCGGAGAUUGCAGUUGGACAGCAAGUUUACUUGAGGCACCGUCCGGCAGGGAGAAAUAAAAUUCAGGAUGUGUGGGCACCACAGGUGUACGUGGUGAAGAAUGUUCAGGGAACUACCUAUGUGGUGGAACCAGAUGGAGGCGGUGUGGAAAAAAGGGUCCAUCGGUCUCACCUUCAACCUUGUCCACAACCAACCCCAGUGCCAGCACCGCGUAGGAAAGUAAGCUUUGCAAAAGAAGUUGUUAGUCAUUUGCAUGAGGAAAUAUCAGCUCCUACUGACAUUGAGUGUGUAGUUGUGGAGGAGACUUGGCGUACUGCGACAGGGCAAUCAGUGCCUUCAGCAGAUGAAUGUAUGAAACGACCCAGUUCCCAGGUAAAGGAUUUGAUUGCACCUGAGAUUGAAGAACAAGAGAGUGUUGAGGAGACAUUGACUGCAUUGGAGAAGAGUGUAGAUGAAGGAGGUGAUGGCAUGGGGGUGGCAUGGGUCUGGAUACUGUUGAGAAGCGUCCAGUCCCUGCUCAAAGAAGUAAUUUGGCGGCCCCGGUUGAGCCUAGAGUACCCGCCCCGGCGCCACGUCGGUCACAAAGGCAGACUGCGGGUAAGCACGGUAACCCAUACAGCCUGCCUAAGUCAGUUUGCAAUGCAGUCUCCUUCAGCCCAGACAUUUUGUCUCAAGUGUUGGCCGGCAUGGUAAUGUAUACAUCUGAAAAACUAAAAAGUACUGUGGACGGGUAAAAAGGGAAGUCCACGCGGACGUUGACUUAUGGCAGGGGAGAGGGUUGCCGGGGAACAAAGAGUAGUCAUCAUAAGAAUUGCCAGCGGUCAUGCCUAUACGUCAUUAGGGGGCACUCCCGUGCAUCUGAGCAGCACAGUGAGAAAAAUGAAAAGAAAGAGAGUGUUUUAUUUCGGGGGAACGGUUUUUAUGAUUGAGGCAUCCCGGACACGAGUGAGUUGAAGUGCGUGGACUGGAAGCCAACACCGUCUGUUGUUUGGACAGGGAAAAAAUGGGAAUUCCUCGGUUGGGUGUUGGUCUGGUCGCUGAGCAGUUUGGAGCAGUCUGCGAUCACACAGAUUUCGUAUUAAGAGAAAUAUCUGCGUAGAGGAAUCGUGCAGGCUGCGGAAAUCGAGCAGGGGAGAACGAAGGCACGUGAAGGUGCAUGUGAGGUGACAGCUGGGUGAAUUUCUAAUGUGACGCAGCACGCCACAGAGUGAGUAAUAUUGAUUUCAUCCGGUUUUGGAAAAUGUAUAUGUAUACUCAGAGAAAAUGGUCACCAGUUGUUUACUGUUUUGAUGUCAAUGUUAAUUUGAAUUCAUUAAUAAUCUGUUCUUGGAGAAGAAGAUAGUAAUAACAAUGUUAAUAGAGAUGUACGGAGUGUAAAAUGGAUUUACUUGAAUUCAUUUAGUCAAUAGUUAUAAGUGGCUGAUGAGAAUGUAUAUUUGAUUAUAUUCUAUGUUUGUUCUUCCUUUAGAAAGCAUUAUAAGCCACUACCGUUGUUUAUCCAGGGGGUUAAGUGCUCACACCAAUUUAUUUGUACUGUGUUUAAUUUAUUAAUUUAUUUUAUUUUACUUUUUUUUGUUACUGUGGGGCUAUCUUGGUAAAGGGAAAAAAGGGGAAUUGGCGAAACUGGCCUGAAGUUAUUUCGGUAACUGUGAGCACUAUUUGAAGUGCUUAUAUUUUUGGUUUGUUUCUUUAUACCUUUGGGGAAGCUUGUCUUGGUUGUGUUUAUUCUUCACUGUAUACAUUUCAUCGGCACAACUCCCCUUCAUGGAAAACCUUGAGUAUUAAUGCCGCGUCCUCUGCAUACGCGGUCGGAAAUAAAGAACCCCUAGUUUAGAUACUUGGCAGUGUUUGA